Molecule: messenger RNA, 759 nt
Organism: Anastrepha ludens (Mexican fruit fly)
Lineage: Eukaryota; Metazoa; Arthropoda; Insecta; Diptera; Tephritidae
Exons: 3
Coding region: 313-555 (80 amino acids)
Source: RefSeq, a predicted model, not a curated record
AGUUGAAAACGUUGAGUGUUUUCGACAUUUGGACGUGGUGCGGUCGUAUCGAAAAAUUGUAUGCGGAACAAACGCACCGGAGAAUAAACAGCUAAUACAAUACUGAAAAAAUAUAGUGUAAAAGCCUUUCAGCGCUAUUUUUAAGCGACGAAAAUAAAUUUAAAGAAAAAAUCUCUGGGACUUUUUUUCUGUUUUAAUACUACGUUAGUUUUAUACAUACAUAAGUACGUCGUUCGAAAAGAAGUUUGAAAUUUGUUCCAUACGAUAGACGUACCAAGCAAUUACACUGCGCAAUUAGCAACAAUAACCACCAUGUAUAAUAUCUACAAAAAAGCAUCGACAACAACAACUAGUUGGAUAUCAAGGUCUUCGUCCGGCUCAGAGAUGACGGCAAGCAAACGGCGCGUGGCUGGUGGCGUUUCUACCGGCCUAAUAUCUUCACAUGCGACCAGUGGUAGCAGAAAGUUUUUACUUGCAGUCGCUUGUCUGUUUGUCCUGUUGGCCAGCGCCAAUUGUGCUGCAGAUCAGAUGUUGGUAAACAAUGUCGUCCGCUGAACUGUUACGGAUUUUGGUUUUUAGUACUACAAGCGUGUACGGAAGAAAAGUGAUUCAGUAAAUGAUAACAACAACAAGAGCGGCUUAUAACAAGGAAUGCACAGUUGUUUAUUUAUUGAUAACUCUCUUCUGGAAUUAAUUUCAUAAAAUACAGUUUUGUUGUUUUUUAAGUAUGCAUGUACGACAAAUAAAAAAAAAUAAAUU